CCACGUGUGACUCUACAUGGCAACCUGGCAUCGCAUCUUGGAAUGGAACCAUCCAUCCUUCAACCAACAACGCCACACUCUUCUUGUCCUCCAACUUUGGGUUAUGCCUAUGCCUAUGCUUAUGGCGCUUCUUCUUUUUCACCACCACCACCAUCACCAUCUUCUUCUUCUUCCUUUCCAAUUUUAUGAUCCUUGUUGAAACUCUUUCUUCCUUUCUCUCUCCCUUCCCAACCCCUCUCAGCUCAGGACAUAGGACCCCACUUCCACAAUCUUAACAAAACAAAAACCAAAAGCAAUAGUGUGUGUGUGAGAGAGAGAACCACCAACGCCGUUGAAACCCAUCAAGAUUUUUCAAUUGGGUCAUGUUUUCACUCCGAAAUUUCGAAUUUUUUGUAUCUGGGUGUCGUCCAAUUCGCCAUGUCAGGUACCGCUAACGGUUCCCUCUAAAUUUGGAUCUGUAGUCGGGGCUUCGGAUUCGUGUUUCCGCUUCGAAUUAUUUUGUUUCUCUUUGUGUAAUAGGCUCGUGGUUAUUCUCGGAAACGUGAUUGGCUUUUUUAUUUAAUUAUUAUUAUUAUUUUCCUAAUCUUCAACGUCAUUUGAAAUCGUAAACUCACCCACCUAUCGGGUGUAGCAGCAACGGGUAACACUCUGCGGUUCCUGUAUGAGGUUAUGAAACUUGGGAGUGAGUGGUGCUCAUGUGUAAUAAAGGGUUUCAAUGCUUGAGCGAGUCUGAGAGUGUAAUUGAAUAUCGACAACACUUGUUGAUGGAUAGUCCCACAGCGGUUCGAUUGCUGGCUACUGGUUCCGGUUCAGCACCCGGUUCCGGCGAUGAUAGCCGGCGUGUUAAGUUCUUGUGUAGCUUUCUGGGGAGUAUAAUGCCCCGUCCCCAAGAUGGGAAGCUUCGUUAUGUUGGUGGAGAGACACGUAUUGUGAGUGUUCCAAGAGAUAUUAGCUAUGAUGAGUUGAUGGGAAAGAUGAGAGAGCUGUAUGAAGGGGCAGCUGUGUUGAAGUACCAGCAGCCUGAUGAGGAUCUUGAUGCCCUUGUCUCUGUUGUCAAUGAUGAUGAUGUGGUUAACAUGAUGGAAGAGUAUGACAAGUUGGGGUCAGGGGAUGGGUUCACUAGGCUCAGGGUUUUCUUGUUUUCGCAAUCUGAGCAGGAUGGUUCCUCUCACUUCAUUGAUGGGGAUGAAUCUGAGAGGAGGUAUGUUGAUGCAUUGAAUAGUUUAAAUGAUGCUUCUGACUUUAGGAGGUUGCAGCAAGCGGAGUUUGCUAUGGUUGGCCCUGUUGAGGAUAUCCAUGUGGCUGAUCAGUUCUUUAAUCGACUCAGUGUGGAUAGUGGAAUUCCUAGCCAGAGAAGUGGGGAACUAUCUAUGUCACAGUACAAUUUGCAUCAUCUCACGAUCCAGCACCAGCCAUCUAUUGGCCAGAGAUAUAGUGAAAUGGAUACUUCGUGGAAUCCUGCUUAUUACUCUCCUAGGCAUCAUGGUCACCAUGCUGAAUUUCCAUCUUCUCCUUCUGGUACAAGGUACCGUGUGCCAUUUCCUGAGUUACCAGAUAAGGGCAUUGAUAGAGUUUCGGAUGAGUAUGCUCGGCAUCAUGUGAAUCACCAUCCUGUGUAUGACAAUCAACCGCAAUAUUCUGAAAAUGUUGUGUGGUUGCCAACUGGAGCAGCACAUGGUGAGAAGUCGGGUUUUCCGGGCAACAUUCUUCAUGGCCCCCAUGUUCUUGAUGGGAACAGUAUAUGUGAGCAAUGUCGCAUGAGUUUUCCGAGAGGUCAACCAGCUGUGGAGCAUCCUAAUGUUAGUAAUGGACUUCCACUGGUUGCUAAUCCAUGUGCAGAAUGCCCCUCAAACAGGGAUAGUUUCACGGUGAAUGCUGAUGCAAAGUUACAUCCUAUGAUCUAUCCAAAUGAUCUUAAUAAUGAUCAUAGGUCUAUUUAUAGUGAUACCCAGAAUCAUGAGAGAGGAUGGGGUUUGCAGCAUCAGACAACUGCUCGGGUUGAGGAAUCAAGAGGGCAUGUCUCUGGAUCUGGAAGAUUGAGUGAUCAUUAUGUCAGCGAUAUUCCUGUUAUAAAUUUCUCUCCGGGGCAUGAUAGUGUGACUGAUGGACAUACUACGUCUUCCAAUUAUGCUCCUCAACGGGCUGCUCCUGAAUUGGGAGCUGAACUCUUUCCUGACCAAACUGUGGCUGCUAUACCACAUCUACAAAUUCCUCCCCUGGAAGAGCACAAUGUGCGGUAUGGAAAUCCAUCUUCUCCUUAUGGAGUAGAUAGUAAUUACGCUUGUGGUCACGUACCUGGGCAUGCUUUCAGGAGAAAUGCUCCAACUCCAGUUCAUAUUGGACCCACUUAUGAGACAACCACUCCACCUCAGCAGGUGAAUGGUAUGAUAAAUGCUGGAUUAAUCAGGGGAGAGGGUAGUCCAAGAUUUUUCAUUGGACCAGAUAGUCAAAAUCCAUGGGUUGAUUCCUCACAGAAACUGUCAGGAAAUGAUGGGACUGCCAUCCCGGAACAUCCUUAUGCACAUGCUCUGAAGUUGAAUCCAAAGUCCCUAGGUCAGGAAAAUCAACACUCAAUUAUUGUAGAUACCAUUCAUCCCCCACAAGACAUAAAUGCUGGAACCUGCUUCGAACCCAUGCAGCUGCCAAAACCAUCUUUUAAUAUGGUUCACAAUAAAGAGGUUUUAAGAAAUGACACUCCUCUGACUGUAGCAGUGAGUUUGCAGUCGAAAAGUUUGCUCAGAGAAGGGGUAGAGAGGGACAAGGUUGAAAACUCUAAUGUGCAGAGUAUAUCUUUUUCAGAGCAAAAUAAAAUUGCUGAGAAUGUAUGCGAAGCUGCUGCUCCUGUUGAGUCUAACAAUUCAAAUUCAAAACCUGCAGCAGAGUGUGGGCAUGUUGAGAAAUUGGCUGGUGAGGACUGUUCUGCUCCGGAAGAUUCUAAGCAUUUGGUUCAUCAAUUCAGCUUCUUGCCUGAGUUGAUUGCUUCUGUAAAAAAGGCUGCAUUAGAAGUUGCUGAGGAGGUGAAAACUGCAGCUGAUGAGCAUGCCAGUUCUCAGAUACACAAUUCAAAUACCAAAGAAGAAACAGCAAAUGAAGUAGAACCCGUGAAUGCUCAUGGUGAUUUAGAAUUGGACUCUGAAAUUGACCAUGUAGAUACUUCUAAAAUUGAACCUACAAAGGCUGAGGCAGAAGCAAUUGCUAGGGGAUUGCAGACUAUUAAAAAUGAUGAUUUGGAGGAGAUCCGCGAGCUAGGUUCUGGAACUUAUGGGGCUGUUUAUCAUGGGAAAUGGAAAGGUUCUGAUGUUGCCAUAAAGAGAAUAAAAGCCAGUUGUUUUGCUGGAAGACCAUCUGAAAGAGCAAGAUUGAUUGCAGAUUUCUGGAAGGAGGCAUUGAUGCUCAGUUCAUUACAUCAUCCAAAUGUUGUCUCCUUCUAUGGUAUUGUUCGUGAUGGACCUGAUGGUUCUUUAGCAACAGUAACAGAAUUCAUGGUUAAUGGAUCUUUAAAACAGUUCUUGCAUAAGAAAGAUAGAACGAUAGAUCGUCGUAAGAGGCUCAUUAUUGCUAUGGAUGCUGCAUUUGGGAUGGAGUAUUUGCAUGGAAAGAACAUUGUGCAUUUUGAUUUGAAGUGUGAGAAUCUAUUGGUUAAUAUGAGAGACCCACAACGGCCUGUCUGUAAGAUUGGUGACUUGGGUUUAUCUAAGGUUAAACAGCAUACUCUAGUGUCUGGAGGAGUACGGGGAACUUUGCCAUGGAUGGCACCUGAACUUCUCAGCGGGAAAAGCAAUAUGGUGUCCGAGAAGAUUGAUGUUUACUCAUUUGGGAUAGUCAUGUGGGAGUUACUCACAGGGGAUGAACCCUAUGCUGAGAUGCAUUGCGCUUCAAUAAUAGGAGGAAUUGUGAACAACAUUUUACGUCCUCAAAUCCCAACGUGGUGUGAUCCUGAGUGGAAGUCUCUAAUGGAAAGUUGUUGGUCUUCUGAUCCUGUUGAAAGGCCAUCAUUUUCAGAAAUUUCCAAGAAGCUGAGGAGUAUGGCUGCUUCAAUGAAUUUGAAAUAGUCAAUUGAUCUUGAAAUAGUCAAUUGCCCUUACAUUGUAUGUAGCCUAGAAUUGGUGGAAGAAGGGAAAUAAGGCGAAGCAUGAUUCUUCCAGUUCAAGGCACCAACAAGCUUAGCUUUAAAAGGGAAAAAAAAAGGAUUUAAAGGCCCUAUAUUCAAGCUUAUCCACGCUUAUAUUGUAAUAUCAUGCCUCGGUUUAGUCUAAAAAAUCUUAUGUAAUGUUGCCUUUAAUGGUAUUUUCCUUAGUGCAGUUAAUGGCACUUUAGCAUGGAUUUCCUCCCAGAAGCGGCAUUGUGCUCUGAAGAAAGCUACAUGUGGAAUAUCAGAAUGUCACAGUGGCUUUUGCACGUGAUCAGGGUGAUGGUAGCAAUAGUAGUAGUUUUACCAUCAACUGAGGGGGAACCAUGCCUUCUGGAGGGAUGUGUACAUAAAUUAACCAACGACACGCUUCCUGUGCUUCAUAUGGAGAGGAUAAUGACGAAUUAUGCUUCCUAUUUGCAAAUGGAACAAUCGAACAAAUUCAAUUUGUCAUAAACAUUUAAUUUGAGUUGCUUUAUUAUAUUGAUAUGAUAUAUUCUCAAUGACAUGAAUAUGCAUGCUUAAAGAUGUGUUUUGGCUGUUGAAGCUGUAUCAAU
This is a messenger RNA of Gastrolobium bilobum, 4686 nucleotides long. RefSeq lists its product as uncharacterized. Gene Ontology annotation, biological process: protein phosphorylation; signal transduction. Lineage: Eukaryota; Viridiplantae; Streptophyta; Magnoliopsida; Fabales; Fabaceae. Gene Ontology annotation, molecular function: protein binding; ATP binding; protein kinase activity. Gene Ontology annotation, cellular component: cytoplasm. The transcript is spliced from 9 exons. Bases 696 to 4052 code for a protein of 1118 amino acids. The record is from RefSeq and is a predicted model, not a curated record.